AAAUUUCUACUCUUCUAUUCCUUAUUUAAAUUCUCAGCAUCCCUAGAACCACGACUACUUCUACCUGGGUCAUCAAAUCCGAAUAGAAUUGAAAUCGCAGUCAACAUGGCGCCUACAGCUGAAGAGGUCACCGAAACGCCAAUUCCUUAUGUCGAAGGCCAAGUCUUAAGCUUGAAAGACAUAGAUGGAAAAGAAUUGUCCGUAACUAUUACGAAAGUAUAUCGAGUCACCAUAUCACCUGUGAUGGAGGUUCAGAUCCGAGCAAGCGGCGAGACCGAGUACCAAGAAGCCGUACUUAAAAUGUUCGACCGUCGCUUUGGUGAGGACCGAUACUUUUACGACGACACGAAGCGUGUGCCACAUACCGAACAACGAGAAGCUGCGUGGCAGGAGUACGUGCGUCAGGGAUUAGAAAUGCAUCUCCUCACAUUUAUCGAGAACCACAGGAAGGAGUUCAGGUUAAAGCGUAUUCGGUAUUUAGAUGGUUAUGAUGACCCCAAUGAACCAGAAUGGAUGAGUUUCGGCAAGCAUGAGGCAAUCUUUCAUUGGAAGGCGCACGCUAAAUACAAAACCGAGAUCGAGGCGUAUCACGAGUUGAAGGAGCUGCAAGGCCGACGUGUUCCUCAACUCAUAUCAACCGUAACUCUAACCCUGCCAUCGGAUCGACCCGAUCUCCCGCCCAUCUAUUUUGAGAUUCCUGGUAUCUUGCUCCAGAAAAUCAACGGCUUUACCCUCUCGAAGAUGUUUCGCGAGGUUGACAAUCCAAUGUUAUGGAAACAGAUCACCCAAGAUGCGAUCGAAGCAGCAAAAUACGUCAAUCGCGCCGGCGUCAUCAAUUUCGACAUGCGACUCCAGAACGUGGUAGUAGCCCGGUUGGACGAUGGCGGAUUUCAACCUUUCAUGAUCGAUUUCGCGCAGUCUACAUUCAGACGGAACUAUAAGGACACGGAUAAUCCCCAGGAUCCUGCUGGUUACGAGUUUAAUGCCAAAAAGAUCCGCAACCCAGGGGUUAUUGCGAUACUUGCGAGCGAUAAGGCCUGGAGAAAAGAGGGAUGCAACUUGAAACUCGAGUUCAAGUAACAAAGGGAGGACAAUCUACUGAAACACUGGACUUGAUGAUUUGACUAGGAACUAAGAGGUAACUAUUUUUGGUGAAAUGUUCACCCAAGUUACCAAGGUUGCUACUUUAUACGAUCUCACUCAUAAAUAGCAUCGCUUUCGGAUUCGGUUAAGUAUAUAGACUAUGAUAGAUGAAACUAUACCAAGUGGAAUAAUCCAUACCCCCAUGCUCGUAGUCUCAUCCUUCGGAUUUAGUACCGGUGAAGAGUCAUCCGGAAGAUUACGUAAGGUAGAUAGUGCAGCCCCUAAUUGUACUUAGAACU
Messenger RNA from Hypoxylon trugodes, 1382 nucleotides. RefSeq lists its product as uncharacterized. NCBI's taxonomy places the organism in Eukaryota, Fungi, Ascomycota, Sordariomycetes, Xylariales, Hypoxylaceae. The coding region runs from base 106 to 1080 and encodes 324 amino acids. The transcript has a single exon. The record is from RefSeq and is a predicted model, not a curated record.